Molecule: messenger RNA, 1343 nt
Organism: Lynx canadensis (Canada lynx)
Lineage: Eukaryota; Metazoa; Chordata; Mammalia; Carnivora; Felidae
Gene: ASPHD1
Product: aspartate beta-hydroxylase domain containing 1
Exons: 3
Coding region: 114-1217 (367 amino acids)
Source: RefSeq, a predicted model, not a curated record
AGAUAGAAGGGAAGAAAGAGAAAGGAGGAUUGGAGGUAUUUGGAGGAGGUGAGAAAGAGGGAGCUAGAAGGUGAAGAGAAGACCUCAGAAGGAGACAGAACCAAGAGUGGGAAAUGUGGAGGGGAAACAGCCCAGGGGGUAACCCUGGAGCAGCCACAGAGGGAACCGGUGGAGAACUGGGGGGACAGGGGAACUGGGGUCUGGAAGAUGCCCCAGGCCUCCUGGCCAGGGCCUCCCUGCCCAUCAUGCCUGCGUGGCCAUCGCCCCUGGCCUCCUCAGCCCUUACCCUGCUCCUUGGAGCCCUCACUUCCCUUUUCCUCUGGUACUGUUACCGUCUGGGCUCCCAAGACAUGCAGGCCCUGGAGGCUGGGGGUCGGGCUGGGGGUGUCAGUGGAGGGCCUAGGGGAUGCUCUGAGACUGGCAGGCCAAGCCCUGGGAGCUCUGGGGAGCCGGGGGAAGGACUCAGGACAGAAGGCCUAGUGAGCCGUCGCCUGCGGGCCUAUGCUAGGCGCUACUCCUGGGCGGGCAUGGGUAGGGUGAGGAGGGCAGCUCAAGGUGGUCCAGGCCCUGGGGGAGGGCCAGGGGUCCUGGGCAUUCAGCGCCCAGGCCUGCUUUUCCUGCCAGACCUGCCCUCAGUCCCCUUCGUGCCACGGGAUGCCCAGCGGCAUGAUGUGGAGCUCCUGGAGAGCAGCUUCCCUGCCAUUUUGCGGGACUUUGGGGCUGUGAGCUGGGACUUCUCAGGGACAACUCCUCUGCCUCGGGGCUGGUCCCCACCCCUGGCCCCUGGGUGCUACCAGCUCCUGCUGUACCAAGCAGGCCGGUGCCAACCCAGCAACUGCCGCCGGUGCCCGGGGGCCUAUCGGGCACUGAGGGGGCUGCGGAGCUUUAUGAGUGCCAACACCUUCGGCAAUGCUGGCUUUUCUGUCCUCCUGCCUGGGGCCCGGCUUGAGGGUCGCUGUGGGCCCACCAAUGCCCGGGUCAGAUGCCAUCUGGGCCUGAAGAUUCCUCCUGGCUGUGAGCUGGUGGUCGGGGGCGAGCCCCAGUGCUGGGCUGAAGGACACUGUCUACUGGUGGACGACUCCUUCCUGCACACAGUGGCUCAUAAUGGCUCCCCAGAAGAUGGGCCUCGAGUGGUCUUCAUCGUGGACCUUUGGCACCCCAACGUGGCUGGGGCUGAGCGCCAGGCCCUUGACUUUGUCUUCGCACCAGACCCUUGAAGGAAGGGGCUCCCCUCAGACAUCUGGGCUGGAGAGAUGCUGCACUCAGGGAUGGCUUGAGUGGUAGCCAGGACCGCCUCUCCACUGCAGGGGGUGGGGUGGGGCUGCGGGUGGGAACGGACCAGC